This is a messenger RNA of Tachyglossus aculeatus (Australian echidna), 4054 nucleotides long. RefSeq names its product piggyBac transposable element derived 5 (gene PGBD5). Gene Ontology annotation, cellular component: nucleus. The record is from RefSeq and is a predicted model, not a curated record. Gene Ontology annotation, biological process: non-replicative DNA transposition. Gene Ontology annotation, molecular function: transposase activity. NCBI's taxonomy places the organism in Eukaryota, Metazoa, Chordata, Mammalia, Monotremata, Tachyglossidae.
CUCGGGCGCGUGUGUGUGUGGGGGUGGGGGGGCCCGGCCGAGGGGACGAUGGCGGAGGCCGGGGCCCCUCGGAAGAAGGCGCUGUCGCUGCUGGAGGCCGCCCGCUCCCGCUACGAGAGCCUGCAGAUCUCGGACGACGUGUUCGGGGAGUCGGGCCCGGACAGCAGCGGGAACCCCUUCUACAGCACCUCGGCCGACUCCCGCUCCACCUCCGACGCCUCCUCGGCGGAAGAGGACGAGGCCCCCGACCCGGCCCCGGACCCCGGGGGGGCGGCGGGGGCGGGACACCUCGACCGGACGAAAGGCGACCGCCUGCGGAGAGAUGCUGCAGGACGAGGAGGAGGAGGAGGAGGAGGAGGAGAAGGGCCCCGGGGACCGGAGGCGGCGGCGCCUCCCCCCCCCCAGGCCCCCGGCCCCAUGGAAGAAGAGGAGGAAGAGGACGACGACCAAGAGGACGCGCGGCGGACGGACGAGGGGAGCUGCGGCGGCUGGACCCAGGCCUUGAGAGACGCCCCUCCCCCGCGCUUCGAGGACACCACCGGUCCUACCCGCAAAAUGCCCCCCAACGCCAGUGCCAUGGACUUCUUCCAGCUCUUCGUCCCCGACAACGUCCUCAAGAACAUGGCGGUGCAGACCAACAUGUACGCCAAGAAGUUCCAGGAGCGGUUUGGGAGUGACGGAGCCUGGGCCGAGGUGACCCUGCCCGAGAUGAAGGCUUUUCUGGGCUACGUGAUCUCCACGAGCAUCUACCACUGCGAGUCGGUCCUCAGCAUCUGGAGCAGUGGUUUCUAUAGCAACAAGAGCAUCGCCCUGGUCAUGACACAGGCCCGCUUUGAAAAGAUACUCAAGUACUUCCACGUCGUCGCCUUCCGCUCCAGUCAGACGAGCCACGGCCUCUACAAGAUUCAGCCGUUCCUGGACUCUCUGCAGAAUGGCUUUGACUCUGCCUUUAGACCUUCCCAAACACAGGUGCUCCACGAACCCCUGAUCGACGAGGACCCAGUGUUCAUCGCCACAUGCACAGAGCGGGAACUGCGCAAGAGGAAAAAGCGGAAAUUCAGCCUGUGGGUGCGGCAGUGCUCCGCCACGGGCUUCAUCAGCCAGAUCUACGUCCACCUGAAGGAAGGCGGCGGCACCGAUGGGCUGGAUGCUCUGAAGAACAAGCCGCAGCUCCACAGCCUGGUGGCCAAGAGCCUCUGCCAGAAUGCGGCCGGCAAGAAUUACAUCAUCUUCACGGGCCCCAGCAUCACCAGCCUGACCCUGUUCGAAGAGUUUGAGAAGCAAGAGAUCUACUGCUGUGGCCUGCUCAGCUCCAGGAAGAGCGACUGCACAGGGCUGCCCCUGUCCAUGCUGGACAGUCCCGAGGCCCCGCAGGCCCGGGGCCAGUACCGGAUCAAGAUGAAGGGGAACAUGUCCCUGAUCUGCUGGUACAACAAGGGGCACUUCCGCUUCCUCACCAACGCCUACUCACCGACACAGCGAGGAGUCAUCAUCAAAAGGAAAAGCGGCGAGAUCCCGUGUCCGCUGGCAGUAGAGGCUUUUGCGGCUCACCUCAGCUACAUCUGUAAAUAUGACGACAAAUACAGCAAGUAUUUCAUCUCCCACAAACCCAACAAGACGUGGCAGCAGGUGUUCUGGUUUGCCGUCAGCAUCGCCAUCAACAACGCCUACAUCCUGUACAAAAUGUCCGACGCCUACCACGUGCAGCGCUUCAGCCGGGCGCAGUUCGGCGAGAGACUGGUCAGGGAGCUGCUGGGCUUGGAGGACAGCUCCCCGGCCCACUGAUGCCGCGGCCCGAGCCGGCGGCCGCGGAGGAGGAGGAGCGGACCCUCCCUCUGUGGCCUGGAGCCGGGGAUCCCCUACCCCCGGCCCCCGAGGUCCCCAGGCCUAUGUUCACUGCCCACGGGGUCCCCGAGAGAAGACCAGGGCCCGGAGUGCAGCUGGCACACAAGAGGCGGGGCCUCCGCGGCCACGGUAGGAGAGCCCUACAGUUGCCCGCCGCCACUGCGCCUCCCUCUCACCCUCCCUCCGGUCUUGCCGCCAAAGCGUGGCAUUUUGCUGCGGUUGUGCCAGUUGAUUGCCCUGGGUGAACGUGAAGCUGGGUACCAACUGGGCGUGAUGCAGGGGUUGUCAGGGCGGUUCAAGGUGCCAGUGGCCUCCCUGGCUAAUUGGCGCUUCCUGAUCUUCACAGCCUCCCCAGAGAUUGAGCUUUUUGACCAGGGUCGGGGCAGGGCAGCACACCUGGGGGGAUCCGGCAGGGCACCUGUGCCACCCAUUUUGGGCAAACGAGGCACUACUGCCUCUAGCUGCUCCCGUCCACCUGAUGGGAAGGAGUCAGGGAAGGUCCUCGGUGGCACCUGGCCACGGAUUUGAACUGGGUCUCUCCGGGCACUUCUACUUGUCAUUUAACAUCUUGUGGAGUGGAUGUCUUCCCCAGGCGCCUCCCUCCUGCUGCUUUUCCAAAGCUCCCGUUAUCCACACGGCCCUGGGCAGGAGAGAGGGGAUCUGGCCCCCUCCCCUAUGCCAAUCCCAGAGGGAGGGGAGAGGACCCCGAGGUCUUCCCCGUUGCCCUCCAGGGCAGGAGAGAUGGGUCCGGCCCCCUCUCCCCCAACUCUGCCUUCCACCAGCUGCUGGAAACUACGGCUUGGUCCCAGCUGGUGCGCUUCUCAAAAGAGGGCACCUGCCCCCCUUAAAGGUGCCUGCCUCGUCCCACCCUGUUAUCCUUAAUGGUCGGGGGCAGGACCGCAGACCCCGACCCGUUGGUGGAGGGCAUGGAUAGGAUGUUUGCAGCAGCUGCUGCCGCUCUUUCAUCAGUGUGUCUCUCCCGGUGAACCGAGGCACAAGCGCAGCCUCUCCAGACGGAAACGCAGCACUUCAGGCUUGUGGGGAGAAGAGAUAAUUGGGGGAGACAAAUUCCCCCCUAAGCCCAGGGUCAGUCCCUCAUUGGCCAUGAGAACAAAUACACCCCUGGAGGAGGGGGUAUCUCCCGGGGCCGCCCCCGGCCCAUGGCCUGGUUUUCCCUCCCGGGCACGGGCCUUCUGGCUCCUCGCCGUGCCAGGCCGGGCCCCAGACGCCUCUCCGGGACGAGGCCUGACGAGCAGGCCGGAGUCGACUGCUGUACCAGGAAAACGGCUACUUUUAUGAAGAGCAAAGCCCGGAUGAGACCCGGCCCUUCGGCCGAGCAGAUUGAGGUAGGGAAACCACCGGCCGUGGAUGACAGGCAGAUUGGACCCCAGGCGCAGUACAGCCAAGUUGAAGGGAUUCAUUCAGUCUGGUUGCUAUGCCGCUGCCGCCGUCGCCAUUAAAGGAGCAGGUGGUCAGAGUUGAUGAGUCCGGGCCACGGGGGGCGGACCCGAGAUUGAGCAUCAGGCCCCGGGGCAACCGGCCGCUUUCGGCCAAGGGGGCGGGUGGGCCCUCCACAGUGCUUCCCACCUGGCAUUGGUGGGGACCGGGGCCAUGGGCCCCUCCAGGUUAGCCCCCAUCCCCUUCUGCUUCCCACCUCUGGAAACGACAGCAAGAGGAAGGAAGAGGCUGUCGUUCCCUGCCAAAGCUAUGUGAGCAGACCCAGGCUUCCCCGGUCUCCCAGCCCCCUACUGCUCCCCUUCCUGGUGCCACGCGGGGCCAAGACCCACUCACGGGCUGCCCACCCCACCCCCGAGGCCAGGAUCAGGGCGGCGCUUCCCGGAGAGGAGGGGUGGGUGGGGAGGGGUCUUCCAUUUGUGCUACUUUUGCUUCUUUCUUCGUUCCGUUCGGGGCCUCGGAGAGACGCCCCUCACCUCGAGUCCGUGCCGGCCCCGCCGCGAGCUCCGUCCCUCACUGCCUCCGCCCGCACCGUUGAGAUCAAGCAGUUUUGGUGAAGUUUCGGUUCGACACCAGGCACGCUUGCAAUAAAUUUUUACAGAUUUUGUACACAGUGAGCUAAAUUCCGAGUUCGGAAACGUUGUCUUGUGGCGGAGAAGGUUGAUUUAUAAUAUCACGUGGAUCUCGUCUCGUGGGUUUCUUCAACAAAGUUUGUUUACAGUCAACAACUUUGAAAUACAGUCAACUCGAACAU